Molecule: messenger RNA, 315 nt
Organism: Lathyrus sativus (Indian pea)
Lineage: Eukaryota; Viridiplantae; Streptophyta; Magnoliopsida; Fabales; Fabaceae
Source: the annotation of a GenBank genome assembly
AUGAGUUCUGGGCGCAGAUCAUCAUCAUCAUCAUCGAAAAACAGAAGUGAUUCGCAUGUCUUUAGCAUCUCGAAUCUUCCAUGGAAGCCUUUUUGUCGCUGUGGAGACAUUGUUGUACUUCGAAGGGCAAGAAUUGUCAACAAUUAUGGAAAACUUUUUUGGGGUUGUCAACGUUUUAAGAGAUAUAGUAAUGAUGGUUGUGGAUUCUUUGAAUGGUUCUAUGAAGAAGUAAGAGAUGGAAAGGAACAAAUCAUGAUGAAGCAACAAAGUAAGAUAGAAGAACUAACUCAAGAGAUGGAGGAAGCCAAAAAUUAA